Messenger RNA from Blepharisma stoltei, 1512 nucleotides. Lineage: Eukaryota; Ciliophora; Heterotrichea; Heterotrichida; Blepharismidae. The record is from the annotation of a GenBank genome assembly.
AUGAAAAUCAUUAUAAUAGGAGCUGGCCCUGUUGGACUUACUUGUUCCCAUCUGUUAGGUCUAUCAGGAAUAGAAAACGUUAUUCUUGAAAAACAAAAAAAAUUAAGUCAGCAUCCAAGUGCUCAUUUUCUACAUUCCAGGACUAUGGAAGUUUUUCGAGAUAUAGGGGUCUCUAAUUUAAUUUAUUCAAAAAUGCCAGAAAAUAAAUAUUGACGACAUAUUAAUUAUUGCUCAGAAAUUUUAGGCGAAACUUAUAGGCGACAUGAUCAUUUUUCAACUGAAAAUUAUAGGAAAAAUUCAAAAUUAUCAGAUAUGGAUGUUGCGCACUUAGCUCUGCACAAAUUGACUAAAAUUUUAUAUGAGAAUUUACCAUCAAAAUCAUCGAUGAUUUUCGAUAGAGAAUUAACUGAGUUAUCUCAAUCAGAAAAUGGUGUAAAAAUAAGGACCAAUCAAGGAGAUACUUAUGAAUGUGAUUAUUUAAUAGCAGCUGAUGGACAGUUCAGCACAGUGAGAAAUCUUUUAGGUAUAAAAAUGACUGGAUUUGGAUCAUGGCAAGACUUUAUUAAUAUUCAUUUCUUUUCAAAAGAACUAGGAAAACUAGCUAAAAGAUCCCCAGCGAUGGUGUUUUUUGUGCUAAGUCCUUAUGAUGCUGCAUCUGUUGUUAUGCAUGAUCCUGAUGAUGGAGAAUUUAACAUCCACUUACCUAUAUUUGGAAAAGGGUCCCAAUUUUACAGUGAAAAAGAAAUUAAAGAAAUAAUUAUUAGGAUGUCUGGGACUCCUCUUAAAGAUAUUGUAAUUAAAUCAACAUGAAACUAUAAAAUGAGUUCGACCUUAGCCAACUCUUUUUCCAAUAAAAGAGUAUUUCUUGUAGGAGAUUCAACACAUCAGAUGCCUAUGGCUGGAGGGUUUGGGGUAAAUUCUGGCAUAAAAGAUGCCCAUAAUUUAUGCUGGAAAUUUUCUUAUGAAAAAUUAUUAGAAACAUAUGGGGAAGAAAGGCAAAAUUUUGACAGAGAAAUUUUAAAAAUUGCAAGCGAAAACUUUGUAAAAUUAAUGAAAAUUGCUGAAGCUUCAGGACUAGAGAUUAGCGGGGUAGAAAAUUAUAAAAAAGCAGCUGACUAUUUACCAUUUGGGGAAAGUUUGUUUAAUUUUGCUUCAAAAAUGGGGCAGAGGUUUUUGUUUGAUCAAAAUAAAGCAAGAGCUCAUUUAGCUGAUGAGAGAAAUUUGUUAUGUUUGAUCAAUCCAAAGGGAGAUUUUGAAAUUUCAUAUAAAUCAGGAUUUUUUGAAAAUGGUGGUGAGCUUUCGCAGAAUAUUGAUAUCACGGAUAAAGAAUCAGCAAUUAAAAUAAGAAAACUGCUGGGUUUGUUAUGAAAAGAAAAUAAAAAGCCUACAUUUCUCCAGCUUACAGGAAGAGCUCAGCUGAAGAAUUUUCCAUAUGAAAUUUAUAAUGUUCCUUCUUGCAAUGACGAUUCCUAUAUAAUCAGACCAGAUGGCUAUAUUUAUUCUAUUUCCUAA